Pungitius pungitius (ninespine stickleback) is the source of this 1695-nucleotide messenger RNA. RefSeq names its product ubiquitin-conjugating enzyme E2L 3b (gene ube2l3b). The record is from RefSeq and is a predicted model, not a curated record. The coding region runs from base 122 to 586 and encodes 154 amino acids. Lineage: Eukaryota; Metazoa; Chordata; Actinopteri; Perciformes; Gasterosteidae. The transcript has 4 exons.
GACAACCUGCUCGAUUUGACGUCAUACAUACAAUGAAUGGUAUCUUCGUAUGCGAUUUUGAACACAGCCGAGGCACAUAUUCCCCGCGCUGUGUAUUCUGGGAACACAUAGCAGUUUCAAGAUGGCGGCGAGCAGGAGGCUGGGCAAGGAACUUGACGAGAUUCGCAGGUCUGGAAUGAAAAACUUCAGAAACAUUCAAGUCGAGGAAUCAAACCUGUUGUCAUGGCAAGGGCUCAUCGUUCCUGACAACCCUCCUUAUGACAAAGGCGCGUUCAGAAUCGAAAUCAUCUUCCCCACGGAGUACCCCUUCAAGCCUCCCAAGAUCACAUUCAAGACAAAGAUCUACCACCCCAACAUCGACGAGAAGGGCCAGGUGUGCUUGCCUGUGAUCAGUGCAGAGAACUGGAAGCCUGCCACCAAAACUGACCAAGUAAUUCAGUCUCUCAUCGCGCUGGUGAACGACCCCCAGCCGGAGCAUCCCCUCAGGGCAGACCUAGCAGAAGAAUACUCAAAGGACCGUAAAAAAUUCUUGAAGAACGCCGAAGAGUUUACAAAGAAAUACGGCGAAAAGCGGCCAAUGGACUGAUCAGCUGACUAGCGUGUAGCCCCCUCUGUGUCGCUCUCCCCACACACCCUCCCAUCCCACCCCCAUCCCUCCUAUCUCACCUGCCCCGACCAAUUACUUUCUCUCGCCUCACCCCCAACAAUCCUUAUUGCCUCCCCUCACAACCACCACACAAUCCUCCCUGCAGUCCCCGAUGCCGCCCAGCUGAAACCAGCGGUGGAGGCAGCCUCCGCCUCCCUCCCUCCCUCCCAUCCAGGACUCUCUGUGGAUCAGACAGCUUCCACCCUCCCCUCUUGACUUCAGCUCCUCUUUGGCCAUACACCUCCAGACCAUUUCUAACUUUAUACUCUUUUCUUAACGGGGAAAAAUGGGUAAAGAAACGCAAUGUUCGUCUGAACAGUUAGAUGGCAAGGCGAAAAAGAAAAUUAAUCUUUUCCACCGUUUAAACCACUCUGUGGAAUAGAUCUCACCUAAUUAUUUUCUUAAUUUUUUGGAAAACCGGUUAAUACCUUUUUUUGUCAAUCUUUAAAGCUUAAAAAAAGAGAAGCCAAGUGUUACUGAAAUAAGAAAAGCUGUAGGUUGCACCCAGAGGGUGUGUGGCGACUGAAACGUUUGCCUUACUCGCCUACGCUGCUUUUAGACAUGCAACCAGUUUGUAACACACUGACAAGAAAUGAACCAUGGCAGGCCGUACAUUUAUUAACUUUUAAGAUUCUUAAGCAAGAACUAAAAAUGACAUUCAGUUUCCAAACACUCCAUAAGUUUUUUUCUUUUUGAUAAUUUAGCCUACUCCACUGAUGCAAUUACAAUUGGUAAAUAUGGGAAGAACUUCCUUUGGUUAAUUAGAAUCUGCAACGCAUGUCUCCCACAUCAGGCAACACCCCUGCCCCCCCACAUAUAACCACGUUAGAUACAGAGCCCUUUACCAGACAUUCUAGCGGCAGAUGGACUGUCAGCUGCAAAGGGACCUAACUUGUGUGGAGGGGGAAAAAGCACCUUGAAGGCAGCUGGGAGAGGGCUGAACUGUCCAGGGACACGGAAAAAGGGACUGCAGUGGCCAAAAAAAUAACACCAUGUAACAGCUGUUUGAUCUGGUCCCAAUAUUGUUUCAUAAUAAAGAUGGCAAACCA